GUCGGAAAAUGUGAAAAUGAGGGCAAUCUGAGACGCCGUUGGAGGCCGGGAAUUCUACUUUUGCCGUUCUCAGUCCACCCAAAACCAAAACCUCACAACCAAUUUUCCGGUGCUUUGCUGAUCAUCUGACGCACUGACCUCGAACCUCGAAUUGUAACCACGAAAUAAAUUAACAUGCUUCGCUGCCGAGUUAGUUGCAAUAACAGCGUUUAUUUUGAAUGGAGAAACGUGACUACGUGAGUGCUCACUUCAGUUCCUUGGACUUUCAUAAAGCGAUAGAGUUCGAGAGGAUUCUGAAGAUCGAAUUGGCGAAAUAUCACAAUCAAUUUGAAAAGAAACCCUGAUACAGUCCAACAUUUAAUGAAGAGUCGUAGCUCACACUACUAUCUACAUAGUGGUUUGCAAUAAAAUCAAUUUCAAGUUCGUUUUUAGGAAUUAUAUAUACUCGUCUCUGGAUUGUGAAGUACUUGCACCUGUUGUUUUCAAUUUAAACAUUUUAUGUGUGAAAAUGUCGAGAAUUUAUGGAAAGGUGGGAAAAACUUUGCCAAGUUAUUUGAGAUCAGCUUCGCAAAUGAGGGCACCCGUUUCUUCGAUUAAGACAAACUGUCACCAAGAUAUUCAACCCUGCCAUCAUCCUUAUCAAUCUGAAGAGAUGUCGUAUUUUUCGAGGACAUCUUGGUGCUCUAUUCACUCAGUGGCUGCCACAAAUCCAGAACCCGUUGAUAUCAAGGCCUCAGGGGCCCAAUCUCCAUCCCCUAAAGCAAAUCCUCCCUCGGAUGAGAAACCAAGCUUUGACAAACUCCAAGAAGUUGAAAAAACGCUAAUAGAUUCUUUGUCAAACAUAUUCCUACGGCCGAUGAAUUACAAAAUUUAUCGUGAUGAUUUAUUGUUCAUUGAUAACAUACGUGGUAAACGAACAACGAAUCUAUUCCAGUAUAUUCAACAGGCAGCUUUGCUUCGGGCUGCUGGCCAUGUAAAAUUUGCCUUUGUGAAGUUCAUCAUCCUCAACACCGACAUAUCCAAGGAAGAAGGAAGAAUCACAGUGAGAUGGAAAAUUGUAGGAAUUGGAGCGUUACAGGUAAUGCUACAAUUCUGGAAAUUUAAACUGUGGGACUGGAAGGGAAUAAUGGAACGUCAAGGUACAUGGUAUGACGGAGUUUCCUACUUUGACGUUGACUCUAACGGAUUAAUCUAUCAACACAUCGCGGAUAAGAUGAUGAUAGACAAGGAUAAGGACAUUCUCGUAAAAACUCCCAAGACGGUUUUAGCCGCAGGAUUGUUGGCAGCCUUGUUAUUUCCAGAAUCUAGUCUUCAUUGUAGCAGCUCAAAGUACUCUCCAAAGUCAAUCACGCUACUAAUGUAGUGAGUAUAGUAAUAUUAUACGUAGAACCGUAGAAAAAAUAUUUGCAUUUAUUAUGCUUUGUAUUAAAUUGAGACAAACUAGUCGCUCAUGGAAGAUUAUGGGCGUCCCUGUCAUCUUGUGAACAAUAAAACAUCCGUUAAAUCUAUGUA
Messenger RNA from Folsomia candida, 1512 nucleotides. RefSeq lists its product as uncharacterized. The record is from RefSeq and is a predicted model, not a curated record. Bases 509 to 1363 code for a protein of 284 amino acids. The transcript is spliced from 8 exons. Lineage: Eukaryota; Metazoa; Arthropoda; Collembola; Entomobryomorpha; Isotomidae.